This is a messenger RNA of Pan troglodytes (chimpanzee), 940 nucleotides long. RefSeq names its product transmembrane protein 179B (gene TMEM179B). The record is from RefSeq and is a predicted model, not a curated record. The coding region runs from base 81 to 740 and encodes 219 amino acids. The transcript is spliced from 5 exons. NCBI's taxonomy places the organism in Eukaryota, Metazoa, Chordata, Mammalia, Primates, Hominidae.
CACCUUCGUGGGUCGCGCCGGAUAAGGUGGGCUUUGGGCGGGGUGCUGCUGCGGCGGCGCUUCUUGGUGGUCAGGGCCCCAUGGCGCUGUCCUGGCUGCAGCGCGUCGAGCUUGCGCUCUUUGCUGCCGCCUUCCUGUGCGGGGCCGUGGCGGCCGCGGCGAUGACUCGGACCCAGGGCUCCUUCAGUGGUAGAUGUCCCCUGUAUGGUGUGGCCACCCUGAAUGGCUCCUCCCUGGCCUUAUCCCGUCCCUCAGCACCAUCCCUGUGCUACUUUGUAGCUGGGGCCUCUGGCCUCUUGGCCCUCUACUGCCUCCUGCUUUUGCUCUUCUGGAUCUACAGCAGCUGCAUCGAGGACUCCCACAGAGGUGCUAUAGGGCUGCGCAUUGCACUGGCCAUCUCAGCUAUAGCCGUCUUCCUGGUCUUGGUGUCUGCCUGUAUCCUUCGAUUUGGCACCAGGUCUCUCUGCAACUCCAUCAUCUCCUUGAACACUACAAUUAGCUGUUCUGAAGCCCAGAAAAUUCCAUGGACACCCCCUGGAACUGCUCUGCAGUUUUACUCCAACCUACACAAUGCUGAAACCUCUUCUUGGGUGAAUUUGGUAUUGUGGUGUGUGGUCUUGGUGCUCCAGGUCGUGCAGUGGAAGUCUGAAGCCACCCCAUACCGGCCUCUGGAGAGGGGUGACCCUGAGUGGAGCUCUGAGACAGAUGCUCUCGUUGGGUCACGCCUUUCCCAUUCCUGAAGAAUAAGCAGAGUGCUUCCUGCAGCCGAAGACUCCAUGCCCAAGUGCCUGUAAUCCCCCCCCACAAGGCCCUGUUUAUGUUGGGAGUCUUAGUUUUCCUUUCGGCAGGGGGUAGGGGGGGAAACAUAAUGACAGGCCCCCCUCCACCUCUUCCUACAGCUGUUUUUGUACCAAAAUAUUAUAUUACUGUCUUCAUCUUA